Lactuca sativa (garden lettuce) is the source of this 489-nucleotide messenger RNA. RefSeq names its product 25S rRNA (cytosine-C(5))-methyltransferase NSUN5. Gene Ontology annotation, cellular component: nucleolus. Gene Ontology annotation, biological process: rRNA base methylation. NCBI's taxonomy places the organism in Eukaryota, Viridiplantae, Streptophyta, Magnoliopsida, Asterales, Asteraceae. Gene Ontology annotation, molecular function: RNA methyltransferase activity. The record is from RefSeq and is a predicted model, not a curated record.
AUGGGUGGAAAACAAUUUAUUGAUGCAUGUGCAGCUCCUAGAAAUAAAACUAUACACCUUGCUGUUGUUAUGAAGGGUGAAGGAAAAAUUAUUGCUUGUGAACUUAAUAAAGAUAGAGUUAAGAGGUUGGAACACACCACAAACUUGGCAGGGGUCACCAAUGUGGAAGUUUUGCACGAGAAUUUCAUGAACUUGAAUCCUGAAGAUGAAUUGUAUUCCAAGGUUCGGACUAUAUUGUUAGACCUUUCAUGUUCUGGAUCUAGGAUAGUCGCUGAUAGAUUAGAUUAUCUGCUUCCAUCACAUAGCUCAGGUAAUGGUGAUGGUGAUGACGUGGGCCGACUCCACAAACCUGCUGCUUUCCAGGAGAAGGCAUUAAUUCAUGCAUUAUCUUGUAAGUUGGAAUUCAACAAUUCAGGAGAAGGCAUUAUGGUGACUUGUAAGCCUCAGAUAUGGAAUGUGUGGCAAUAUGAACUGGUCAAGGCUGAUUAA